UCUAAUUCCCUAGCUCCAUCGUUAAGUAGCAAGUACUACAACUUUUCCAUUCUUCCUCUUCAUUUUUCUUGCUUUCUCACAAGGCCAAAAAUUAUCAACUGUUUAAGUUGGAACCUGGCCUAGCCUGCAACAUGGGCAACAACGCGGCUAACAAGGAUACAAGACUCAGCCGGUACUUGAAGGCACCCAUUAGAAUCCUGAUCAAGAUCAGGGAAUUCUACGUCCAAGGCAUGACUGAAUUAUCGGGUCGCUUUGAAUACGGCACGGCCAUGGGAUGCCCCACUCCCCAAAUAGCCACUCUCCCUAAGAGCUUCAGCACCAACUCCUCCAGAUCCAGCAACAACAAUGAAGAUUUCAGGGAGCUUAUGAGGGCUGCAUCUACUAGGGGCCUUGGCAAUAAAGUUCAGGCGGAUCUUCUUCGAAGACAGCAGGCCGUUGGCAACUCUCCAGCAACUCAUGCUAGCUCUGCACCUGGUAAUGUAUUUCGGAGCCGCAGUGUUGCUUUUGGGAGGAUCGAUGAAGACGAGCCCUGCGAUUUUGAAGAAGAUAUCAAGGUCAAUGCAGAUGUGUAUCCAAGAAGCAGAAGCCACGCUGUCGCUAGGAGAAGUAGAGUGUUUUAAGAUUAUAGUAUAGCGAAAGAAAAAAAGGGAAUUAAAAUUCCUAAUUAUAUAUAUGUCUCCUUUGAUGAUCUUAUAGUUUGUUGUUCCUAAUCAUUGUUUUUUGUUUUU
Molecule: messenger RNA, 728 nt
Organism: Juglans microcarpa x Juglans regia
Lineage: Eukaryota; Viridiplantae; Streptophyta; Magnoliopsida; Fagales; Juglandaceae
Exons: 1
Coding region: 132-620 (162 amino acids)
Source: RefSeq, a predicted model, not a curated record